CGCCGCUUUCCACCGGAAGGAGGCUCGCAGAGGAGGGGGAGGAGCGCGAAAGGGAUUGUGGGAGAAAGGGUCGUUCCUUUCCGUUUGGCGGCAGCCAUCAGGUGAGCCGAGAUGGGCGCUUACAAGUACAUCCAGGAGCUGUGGAGGAAGAAGCAGUCGGACGUGAUGCGCUUUCUGCUCAGGGUUCGCUGCUGGCAGUACCGCCAGCUCUCGGCGCUGCACCGGGCCCCGCGCCCCACCCGGCCCGACAAGGCGCGCAGGCUGGGCUACAAGGCCAAGCAAGGUUAUGUGAUAUAUCGGGUUCGCGUGCGCCGCGGCGGCCGCAAACGCCCGGUCCCGAAAGGCGCCACCUACGGCAAGCCCGUCCACCACGGCGUCAACCAGCUCAAGUUUGCCCGGAGCCUUCAGUCUGUUGCCGAGGAGCGAGCAGGACGCCACUGUGGGGCCCUGAGGGUCCUGAAUUCUUACUGGGUGGGUGAAGAUUCUACGUACAAGUUUUUUGAGGUUAUCCUCAUCGAUCCCUUCCAUAAAGCUAUCAGAAGAAACCCUGACACCCAGUGGAUCACCAAACCAGUCCACAAGCACAGGGAGAUGCGGGGGCUGACGUCUGCAGGCAGGAAGAGCCGCGGCCUCGGCAAGGGCCACAAGUUCCACCACACGAUCGGUGGUUCUCGCCGCGCAGCCUGGAGAAGGCGCAAUACUCUCCAGCUCCACCGCUACCGCUAAUAUAAGUAAUGUUUGUAAAAUUCUUACCUAAUAAACAGUUUAGGACAUUCA
Messenger RNA from Mesoplodon densirostris (Blainville's beaked whale), 777 nucleotides. It is a transcript of the gene RPL15, whose product is annotated as ribosomal protein L15. The record is from RefSeq and is a predicted model, not a curated record. Bases 112 to 726 code for a protein of 204 amino acids. Lineage: Eukaryota; Metazoa; Chordata; Mammalia; Artiodactyla; Ziphiidae. The transcript has 4 exons. Gene Ontology annotation, molecular function: structural constituent of ribosome; RNA binding. Gene Ontology annotation, cellular component: cytosolic large ribosomal subunit; ribosome. Gene Ontology annotation, biological process: cytoplasmic translation.